AUGACCUCCAAGCCAGGCGAAAAGCGCAAAAAACCCAGCGGUGAAGUUGACCGCGUCCAACCCUCCUCCUCCACUUCGGGAACCAAAAGCGCAUUCACAACCUUGAUGAAUCGUCCCCCACCACCUCCGCCCCCCGAGAAAAAGCCCAAAUAUUCCGGCUUCGCCGGCCGUGACGGUCUUGGCGAAUAUCUGGUAAAGCCAGAGUCCUUCCCACCAACUGUCGUGAUAGCGCAUAACAGCGCAUGCGUGUUCAUCAAGGACCUCUUCCCCAAAGCCAGUAUCCACGCUCUCCUCCUCCCACGGGACCCGCAGAAGUGCCUAGUGAAUCCGUUCGACGCGUUUGAGGAUGAGGUGUUCCUUGAAGAGAUGAAGAAGCAGGCCGAGACGCUCAAGAAACUGGUUGCCAAGGACCUCAAGCGCCGGUAUGGGAAGUUCUCGGAGAAGGAUAAGAAGUUCUCGGAGUAUGAGCAACGGGAGGCAAUGGGGGAGCUUGUUGAAAGUGAGGUGAGGCCACAGGGGAGAGAUUGGGAGAGUGAGGUGAAGGUCGGAUUCCAUGCGGGGCCGAGCAUGAACCAUCUCCAUGUCCACGUGAUAUCGAGAGAUAAUUACUCAAGCUGCCUAAAGAAGGCGCUGCAUUAUAACUCUUUCAAUACGAAUUUUUUCGUAAACAUAGAAGAAUUGCCGUUAAGCAAAUCUGAGCGGAACUAUAGGCAAAGUAGUGACACUAGAAAAUCACAACUGUCGCAGGAUUUUGAGUGCUGGAGAUGCGGUAUGAACUUCAAAAGGUCGUUUGUGAGACUGAAAGAACAUCUAGCGAUAGAGUUUGAGGCGUGGAAGAAAGAGUAG
Messenger RNA from Morchella sextelata, 846 nucleotides. RefSeq lists its product as uncharacterized. NCBI's taxonomy places the organism in Eukaryota, Fungi, Ascomycota, Pezizomycetes, Pezizales, Morchellaceae. The record is from RefSeq and is a predicted model, not a curated record. The transcript has 3 exons. Gene Ontology annotation, cellular component: nucleus. Gene Ontology annotation, molecular function: single-stranded DNA binding; mismatched DNA binding; double-stranded RNA binding. Bases 1 to 846 code for a protein of 281 amino acids. Gene Ontology annotation, biological process: single strand break repair; double-strand break repair.